GACAUCGACUGCAGCCGUAAGCGUACUAACGGUAACGGCUUAGAUCACCUUUUGCCUUAUUCAGGUUUUACUAACAAUGAGACCUUGACAGUUGACUCGCACCUGUGAACACUUUGAUGUCUAAUUAUUUUUAUAUCGUUGUUUAUUUAUUAUCGUGAGGAGUCCCAUUUUAAAUAUUAAUACGUUAUGUACAUAUGUUUUUGUUUUUGUUACUCUUGCUGUCGACACGAAACACGCAAUGCUGUUUCGCAUGAAAGCGAUCGCGGUGAAAGUGUUUCAGCGACAGAACCGGAUUUUGCAUCAUCGGACGGGUGCAAUGGCCGCGGAGGCCCAGAAAAUUUAUGGGUAGCGUUUGUGCAAACUGUUUUUCGCGAUUGCAAAGUGAGCUAGCCAAAUCAGAAUCAAGAAGUGAACCUAUUGCAGCAAAUAUAAAUGAUAUCUUAGAUACCAUUAUGGAUGACAUUGGAUUUUUCUUUUCUGAUAAAAAUUUGGACCCUCUGGCAAUGCCUGAUAUUAAAGAAGGAUUUAGUGCGAAACCAGCUUUGAUCACGUAUCAUGGAGAAUUGGAGUUAACAAAUGGCACAUUGAGCGAUUUGUCGACUGUUAGCCGCGCAGGAAAUGCGACCUUGCACUAUAACAAUAAAUUACUCAGAUUAUCCUUGGGACUUAAGUUUGAUUCUUUGAAGCUGGAUUACAAAUAUUUAGCAAAAAUUAUGAAUAUUGGUCCUAAAGGCAAUGUAGUGGCAAAGAUUAGAGGAACUGAAAUUUUCUUAGAUGUGAUUGCUGAUCUACACGAUUUUACAAUAUAUCUUCAACAUUUUGAAGUACCACAACUCAAAAAAAUUCGAGUGCACUUAAGAGGCAAUAUUUUGACUGAUUGGCUGGUAAAUGCCCUGUCUAGAGUGACUACAACUAUUUUCAGAGAUGUGAUCCGAAUUGUCGUUGAGAAACAAAUUGCAAAAACCAUUCAGAAUGUUAUUAAUGAAAUUAAUGCUAAAGGUGGAUGUCCGACCGCUGCUUUUAAGAUUAAAUAAAUAAUGCAAUUUCAGCUACAGAUAACAAGUUUUGCAUUUGACAUUUAC
Molecule: messenger RNA, 1082 nt
Organism: Ctenocephalides felis (cat flea)
Lineage: Eukaryota; Metazoa; Arthropoda; Insecta; Siphonaptera; Pulicidae
Exons: 5
Coding region: 342-1034 (230 amino acids)
Source: RefSeq, a predicted model, not a curated record